Molecule: messenger RNA, 1597 nt
Organism: Lasiosphaeria miniovina
Lineage: Eukaryota; Fungi; Ascomycota; Sordariomycetes; Sordariales; Lasiosphaeriaceae
Product: malate dehydrogenase-like protein
Exons: 3
Coding region: 153-1163 (336 amino acids)
Biological process (GO): malate metabolic process; tricarboxylic acid cycle
Cellular component (GO): cytoplasm; mitochondrion
Molecular function (GO): L-malate dehydrogenase (NAD+) activity
Source: RefSeq, a predicted model, not a curated record
CACACGCCUUGUUCAACUGCAAUCUUUUUUCGUUGUUCUCUUUUCCUACCAACCCGCAUUAUCUGCACGCUCUCUCCUCACCGCACGAGGUAGCCCGCUCCCCAAGUAACCUUUCAAUCGUUCAUCACCGCUCGUCAUACAUAACCGCCAACAUGUUUAUGGCCUCGAGAAUCCAGACCCGCGCCUUCUCGGCGUCGGCCCGCAACCUCUCCAAGGUCACCGUCCUCGGCGCUGCCGGCGGCAUUGGCCAGCCGUUGUCCCUCCUCCUUAAGCUCAACCCCAGAGUCAGCGAGCUUGCUCUCUACGAUAUCCGCGGAGCCCCUGGUGUUGCCGCCGAUGUGUCGCACGUCAACACCAAGUCGACUGUCACGGGCUACGACCCCACGCCCUCCGGGCUGGCCAGCGCGCUCAAGGGCUCGGACGUGGUUCUGAUCCCUGCGGGCGUACCGCGCAAGCCCGGCAUGACACGCGACGACCUGUUCAACACCAACGCGUCCAUCGUGCGGGACCUGGCCAAGGCGUGCGCAGAGUCGUGCCCCGAAGCCAACAUCCUGGUCAUCGCCAACCCGGUCAACUCGACCGUCCCCAUCGUGGCCGAGAUCUUCAAGGCGCGCGGCGUGUACAACCCCAAGCGGCUGUUCGGCGUGACGACGCUCGACGUGGUGCGCGCGUCUCGCUUCGUCAGCGAGAAGAAGGACACGGACCCGGUCGACGAGAACAUCACGGUCGUCGGCGGCCACAGCGGCGUGACCAUCGUGCCGCUGUUCAGCCAGAGCAGCCACCCGGAGCUGUCGGCGGACGGCGACCUGGUGCACCGUGUGCAGUUUGGCGGUGACGAGGUGGUCAAGGCCAAGGACGGCGCUGGCUCGGCGACACUCAGCAUGGCCAUGGCGGGCGCGCGCAUGGCCGAGAGCGUGCUGCGGGCGGCGCAGGGCGAGAAGGGCGUGAUUGAGCCCACGUUUGUCGACAGCCCGCUGUACAAGGACCAGGGCAUCGACUUCUUCAGCAGCAAGGUUGAGCUGGGCCCUAACGGCGUCGAGAAGAUCUUGCCCCUCGGCAAGGUCGACGCUGCCGAAGAGGCCCUUCUUGAGGCCUGCUUCGUUGACCUCAAGAAGAACAUUGAGAAGGGCGUGGCCUUUGUCGCCUCCAACCCCGGCAAAUAAGCGCGUCACCCCCGUGGCCAAUACCAACCCCCUAAAACAAACUCGAGCCAAAUUCAUUAACCUCGUGCGGACGAGUCUCACCCAAGAGCGAAAGGCUAUCUGGUGUGCGUGUGAGUGUGUGCGUAUUUGUAUGCGUCCGAGUGCUGAGAAGCAGGGAGCGACUCUGUAUCAAAGCGGACAAGUACGAUAGGAAAAGAGUGGAAGAAGAGAGGUUACCCGAUCGGUGUGUGCUGAAACCCAAAGCACAUGCUUGGAAUCAGGUAGAGAGAGGAGAUCUCGGUGGUGGAUCCGGAGUAGACUUGCUGCUUUUUUUCCACCUUUUUUUACGUGAAAAAGAAAAACAAAGCAUUAGAGGCACCUGGUGGCUGUAUCAUACUUUAGUUUCCCAACAGCUCCAUUAGUGUAUUCGAAUUCAUCGCACGUUUAAGCCAGAU